CGACUUGAAUGACAUCCCCUAUUUUCAGUUUUCUUUCUCUCUCUUCCUUUCGGUUUCUCUCUCCUCGUGCAAAUCCUCUCGACCGACUUCAUCUUCUUCAAUGUAUUAAAUUUUCGAUGUUCCUGCAAUUGCUUAACCUUCUCGCGAUUUCAUCUCUCUCAAUUCGCGCAGAUAUGUGACCCAACAGCUAAAAAUGCCGCUUGUACAAGCCUCCAACACUCUCACCAAUUUUGGAGGCACUGCUAAUUUUACACUUCUUAUUGGUGCUUUAAUAGCUGACACUUUUACUAGCCAAUUCAGGACUAUUACAAUUGGUUCUAUCUUCUAUCAACUGGGGAUGCUCAGCAUUAGCAUGUCAGCAAUUCUUCCAAAACCCCACCCUCAACCAUGCCCAACACAAGUGAACUGCCAAGAAGCAUCAUCACAACAACUUUGGGUCUUAUACUUGUCUCUCCUCCUGACAUCUAUCGGGAACGGUGGCAUUCGGCCUUGUGUGGUGACAUUUGCGGCCAACCAGUUUGACAUGACUAAAUCAGGUGUUGCAGGACGCAAGUGGAACUACUUCAAUUGUAUCUGUAUGGGAGUUGCCACACUAACUGCAUUUACGGUUAGUCUAUAUGCAAGACAAUGUGGGUUGGGGGCUUGGGAUCCCAAACGGGGCCAUAACAAUCUCAGUAAUAGCCAUGUAGGUUCAUCUUUACUUUUUGUAUUGUUUUAUUUACUUUUAAUGUGAAAACCUUUACUUUGAAUUAUUUCGAUUUACUUUUUUUUAUUUGGUUUUUACUUUACUUUUAUUUAACUAGCCUACUAGCUCAACUGGUAGAGCUUCAAAAGAUGUGGGUUCAAAUCUCAAGUAGGUUCGUGUUUACUUUCUAUAUUAUUGUAUCUACUUUUAAUUGAAAAACAUUUACUUUAACCUCCAAUAAUCCGAGUUUUCUAGUUUUUAUUUAUUUUUAUUUACUUUUUGUAUUGUUUUUAUUUUAAGUUGAAAACCUUUACUUUGACAUCCGGCCAUAUAUUUCUUUCUUAUAGUUUGUUUCAUAUUGUAGAGAGAUGAAAGUCAAUGACUCUGUGCUCGAUCAUUUUUCACUUUGAACUAUUUGAUUGUAAUAAGUUUUUGAGAUUUUCGGAUUUACUUCUAAGAUUAUUAGUUUACUUUUGAGUUUAAAUUAUUUAUUUUUGAGUUUUUUUUUUUACUUUUUGAAUACUUCUUACUAAUAAUGCAACGAAAGUCACAUAUAUCCAUAAAGGUCUGAUGUUCAGUAGAUCAGGGUAGUAAUAAGGGCAUCAACUUUGAACAGGUUUGUAUCAGGUCUACAGUGAAAUAUUUUGAUUUACUUUUGAAUUUUUAUGAG
Messenger RNA from Spinacia oleracea (spinach), 1355 nucleotides. RefSeq names its product protein NRT1/ PTR FAMILY 3.1-like. The transcript has 3 exons. Gene Ontology annotation, cellular component: membrane. Lineage: Eukaryota; Viridiplantae; Streptophyta; Magnoliopsida; Caryophyllales; Amaranthaceae. Gene Ontology annotation, molecular function: transmembrane transporter activity. The coding region runs from base 194 to 733 and encodes 179 amino acids. The record is from RefSeq and is a predicted model, not a curated record. Gene Ontology annotation, biological process: transmembrane transport.